This is a messenger RNA of Racocetra persica, 162 nucleotides long. Lineage: Eukaryota; Fungi; Glomeromycota; Glomeromycetes; Diversisporales; Gigasporaceae. The record is from the annotation of a GenBank genome assembly.
AAAGAAAAAGAUAAGAGAGACUUACCAGCAUCAGGAAACAGAGCUAAUAAUUGUUCGACAAUUGAAUCUUUCGAAUUAGAGGUAUUAUUUGGGGUCUCUGUAUUCAUUAACGAGUUGAAUAAGCUUCCUUUGCUGAACAUAUUGAGAGAGGAAGCAAGCUAG